Cokeromyces recurvatus is the source of this 1317-nucleotide messenger RNA. Its product is annotated as FANCI solenoid 2-domain-containing protein. Gene Ontology annotation, biological process: DNA repair. NCBI's taxonomy places the organism in Eukaryota, Fungi, Mucoromycota, Mucoromycetes, Mucorales, Mucoraceae. The transcript is spliced from 7 exons. The record is from RefSeq and is a predicted model, not a curated record. The coding region runs from base 1 to 1317 and encodes 438 amino acids. Gene Ontology annotation, molecular function: DNA polymerase binding.
AUGGAUAAGGAAAUAUUCAAGUUAAGCAAACUAGCAAAUAAGGAGCGCCUUAUUGAAUACUUAAAUGAUCAAACAGAGGAUGAAAUUACUUGUCUUGUUAAAUAUAAAUUAGACGAUUACUAUGCCUUGAAUGAUGUUGACACAACUUUAUUACUUCGUGCUAUCAUUUUAGAAGAUAAAGAUAAACUUGAAAAAGCAAAGCAAGCUUCAUCUGUUGUUAAUUUAAUUUCACCCGAAAUCGAAUUAUUAUCAGUGUCUAUGUUAAAAGCAGCCUGUAAAAUGAUCAUAGAUACAAUUAACCAAAAUAAACCAAUUCAACUUCGUUUAUUGGAUAUUUUAACAAAAAUUUGGAAUGUUCUAACUGCAGCUAAUGAGUAUAAUGCAAUAAGCGAUUUAUUUGAUAAUUUAUUUGAGGGUAAAUGGCAUUCUCAGAUCAUUGUUAGUAUGUCAUCUGCCCUUAAUGAUAUGGAGCUGUCGAAUCACCAAUUAGAAAUAGCUUUAAAGCAAAUGUUAAACCGUGUAGAAGGAACCGUCAUGUUGCAUUUAUCUUUUGCUUUAAAACAAGAUCAAGACUUGGGAAAUGAAUUAUUUAAACUAUUAAAAAACAAAAAAUCUGGCCCACUUAAAUUAUUUGAAGUUGCUUGCUUAUUAACAGCUGCAAGAAUUCAUCGUCUUCAAGAUACAAUCUUUGAUUUCCUGAAAUCGUCAAUUAUAUCAGUUUAUAAAGAUAAUGAAAAACUUCAGAAAAGAUGUCUCUGGAUUUCAGAAUACUUUCCUUUGGAAGCAAAUAGAUAUGGACAGGCUUUAUUGGAUGUUGCUGAAAAAUCAGCUACAGCUGGUUGGGACCAAGUCAUUCAGACGCUUUGUCAAUUGGCAACCAUUUUGAUUGAUACAGCUUCUAAUACAGGAAAUCUUUUUAUGAGUAAUGAGAAUUAUGCUAAGUUAAGAAGUAGUCAAAUAGAAGAGAAUGAUCCUAUAGAACAAGUUGCACAGCUAGGUAUCAAUAUUCUACUAAGACUUUUCAAAUAUCAUGACAUUAUUAGAAGUGAAAUAUUAGAGCAAAUGACAUCUCGAAUUGUAUCAAGAGCUAAUAGUGCUACUAAUUUCUUGAAAUUACUUGCUAAAAUUAUAAGAAAAUAUCCAGAAACUGUUGAAAAAUAUGUUAAUAAUAUUAAAGAUAUUCUUGAUAUUCUUUCAUUUUUACCUUUAUCAAUUGCAGAACAUUUAUUAAAUGCAAUACAACCACUUUUAACAACAAACAAGCAAUUUCAAGAGGGAUUAAUUCUGGUUUUACGAAAGAGUCUAUUUGCAAAGUAA